Messenger RNA from Pecten maximus, 450 nucleotides. RefSeq lists its product as uncharacterized. The coding region runs from base 1 to 450 and encodes 149 amino acids. The record is from RefSeq and is a predicted model, not a curated record. The transcript has a single exon. Lineage: Eukaryota; Metazoa; Mollusca; Bivalvia; Pectinida; Pectinidae.
AUGGCAGAUGGAGGAAGUGAUGACGAGGUAGACGGUGGUGAUGACAUGGCAGAUGGAGGAAGUGAUGACGAGGUAGACGGUGGUGAUGACAUGGCAGAUGGAGGAAGUGAUGACGAGGCAGACGGUGGUGAUGACAUGGCAGAUGGAGGAAGUGAUGAUGAGGCAGACGGUGGUGAUGACAUGGCAGAUGGAGGAAGUGAUGACGAGGUAGACGGUGGUGAUGACAUGGCAGAUGGAGGAAGUGAUGAUGAGGCAGACGGUGGUGAUGACAUGGCAGAUGGAGGAAGUGAUGACGAGGUAGACGGUGGUGAUGACAUGGCAGAUGGAGGAAGUGAUGACGAGGCAGACGGUGGUGAUGACAUGGCAGAUGGAGGAAGUGAUGACGAGGCAGACGGUGGUGAUGACAUGGCAGAUGGAGGAAGUGAUGACGAGGCAGCGUCUGUUGUUUGA